GCGUCUGAGCCGCCCGGGCCCGGAGCGCUGGCGGCGAGGCCACCGCACCUGCAGCGCGCUAGGGCUGCCAAGCAGGCGCUUCGCCUCCCGCCACCCGGCCUCCCUCUCCCCGCCGCGCCGGGUCUCCCGUGACACCCGAGACCCCCCGGCCAACGACAAUGACCACUUCCCUGCAAGAUGGGCAGAGCGCCGCGGAUAGGGCGGCUGCCCAGGACUCGCCGCUGGCUGCCCAGGUGUGCGGCGCUGCCCAGGGGAGGGGCGACGCCCGCGACCUGGCGCCUGCCCCCUGGUUGCACACGCGGGCGCUCCUGCCCCCUCCGGACGGGACCCGCGGCUGUGCUGCGGACAGGAGAAAAAAGAAAGAUCUUGAUGUUCUGGAAAUGCCAUCUAUUCCAAACCCUUUUCCUGAGCUAUGCUGUUCUCCAUUUACAUCUGUGUUGUCAGCAGGCCUGUUUCCCAAAGCAAAUUCAAGGAAAAAGCAGGUAAUUAAAGUAUACAGUGAAGAUGAAACCAGCAGGGCUUUAGAGGUACCCAGUGACAUAACUGCCCGAGAUGUUUGCCAGCUGUUGAUCCUGAAGAAUCAUUACAUUGAUGACCACAGCUGGACCCUUUUUGAGCAUCUGCCUCACAUAGGUCUAGAAAGAACAAUGGAAGACCAUGAGCUGGUGAUUGAAGUGCUGUCUAACUGGGGAAUGGAAGAAGAGAAUAAACUAUACUUUAGAAAAAAUUAUGCCAAAUAUGAAUUCUUUAAAAACCCAAUGUAUUUUUUUCCAGAGCAUAUGGUGUCCUUUGCAACUGAAACCAAUGGUGAAAUAUCUCCCACACAGAUUUUGCAGAUGUUUCUGAGUUCAAGCACAUACCCUGAAAUCCAUGGCUUCUUACAUGCAAAAGAGCAGGGAAAGAAGUCCUGGAAAAAGAUUUACUUCCUUCUAAGAAGAUCUGGUUUAUAUUUUUCUACUAAAGGGACAUCAAAGGAACCACGGCAUUUGCAGUUUUUCAGCGAAUUUGGCAAUAGUGAUAUUUAUGUGUCCCUGGCAGGCAAAAAAAAACACGGAGCACCGACUAACUAUGGAUUCUGCUUUAAGCCUAACAAAGCGGGAGGGCCCCGAGACCUGAAAAUGCUCUGUGCAGAAGAAGAGCAGAGUAGGACGUGCUGGGUGACUGCGAUUAGAUUGCUUAAGUAUGGCAUGCAGCUGUACCAGAAUUACAUGCAUCCAUAUCAAGGUAGAAGUGGCUGCAGUUCUCAGAGUAUAUCACCCAUGAGAAGUAUAUCAGAGAAUUCUCUCGUAGCAAUGGACUUCUCAGGACAGAAAAGCAGAGUUAUAGAAAAUCCCACGGAAGCCCUUUCAGUCGCUGUUGAAGAAGGACUUGCUUGGAGGAAAAAAGGUUGUUUACGCCUGGCCACCCAUGGCAGCCCAACUGCCUCUUCCCAGAGCUCUGCCACAAACAUGGCCAUUCACCGGUCCCAGCCAUGGUUUCACCACAAAAUUUCUAGGGAUGAAGCUCAGCGGUUGAUUAUUCAGCAGGGACUUGUGGAUGGAGUUUUCUUGGUACGGGAUAGUCAGAGUAACCCCAAAACUUUCGUACUGUCAAUGAGUCAUGGACAAAAAAUAAAGCAUUUUCAAAUUAUACCAGUGGAAGACGAUGGGGACCUGUUCCACACUCUGGACGAUGGCCACACGAGAUUUACGGAUCUAAUCCAGCUGGUGGAGUUCUAUCAACUCAAUAAGGGCGUUCUUCCUUGCAAGUUGAAACAUUAUUGUGCUAGGAUUGCUCUUUAGCCAAACCAGAAGUGACUUGUUAAACUGUUGAAGAAAAAGGACUCACGACGGGAAAAAAAAAAAAGAAAGAAAGAAAGAAAAGAAAAAGAAAGACCAUAAACAAGGGAGAAACACGUUGCCAUGGUGAAAAGAAUCUAUUUCACCUACAAGUUACAAAAAAUAGCUUGUGCAUUGCAGAUAAGCAAAGAUUUGGAUUGACAUUACGUUCAUCAUCUAAAAUUCAUUAGUUAAAAUUAAAUCUUGGAAAAAAUGAUUUGGUGUGUUCUUGUGUGAUUUUACAUAACUAUAGUAUUUUCAUCAAAUAUGCAUAUAAAACAUCUCUCUGUCCUCAUUUACUAGAGUAGCAUUUGAAUUCUCAAACACAAAAUAUGAAGAAAACUUGAAGGUUCUGAAUGAAUUAUUUGCAGACUGGAUUUCAAUUACAGUGCUUGUUUGUAACUUAGGAAGAAUGAUAAAAUCUCAAGCUAUCAAAUGAAAAAGCUACCCACAACUUGUUAAUAAAACUAAAAAGUAUUUUUGAAUAUUAUAUAUUUUCUGAGUUUAUUAUAAUCUUAAAAUCAAAUCGUAUUUUCAAGUAUCAGUUUAAAAUUAUUUUUGAAAUAUAUUGGGUUUUUUUCAGGGUGACUUUUAUUAGGUUCUUAAAUUAUUACUAUACUAUAAUAUUUACACUGUACCAAUUAGUGGUACAUUAUUGAUUGCAUUUUAUUUUACUCUUUUUAAAGACUAACCGGAACUAUCUUUUCAAAGAAAAUGAUCAAGAUAUAGAAGGGCCUUACAUAAUUUACACAUGACUUCUUGUGGCCUAUAAUCUAUGACAGUUGUCACCUUAUAUUUCACAUUUGCCCCCUGCUGUAACUUUCAGAAAGCUCUUUAUAUCCUUUCAUUACUUGAUCAUGAACCUGAUCAAAAUUGGUGAGAUCAAAGAUUUAAAGUUUAUGACGUCCCUAAUAGGCAAAUUUGUGCUAUUCUUU
Messenger RNA from Lutra lutra (Eurasian river otter), 2752 nucleotides. It is a transcript of the gene GRB14, whose product is annotated as growth factor receptor bound protein 14. The transcript is spliced from 14 exons. The record is from RefSeq and is a predicted model, not a curated record. Gene Ontology annotation, cellular component: plasma membrane; cytoplasm. Bases 159 to 1781 code for a protein of 540 amino acids. Gene Ontology annotation, biological process: negative regulation of insulin receptor signaling pathway; insulin receptor signaling pathway. NCBI's taxonomy places the organism in Eukaryota, Metazoa, Chordata, Mammalia, Carnivora, Mustelidae.